CCCACCCCUCCUCCUCCUUUCAUAUUUCGUCUGUCGUUUUCCCUCUCCUCCUUUGUCGUUUUGCGUGUUGGGUCCAAAUAGAAUAGAAAUUCAGAAGAAGAGAAGACAGAAUCAUGCGUAGUAUUGGUGGUCAGGAUCAUACAGAGGAAACUCCCAAUGGAGUCUCUCAGUCCAAUUCGUCUGAUCUCCCUUCUUUCUUGUCUUCUUCUUCCUAUCCUAUCACUCUAAAGUUUAUUGACGUCUGUUACCGAGUAAAGAUAGUGGAGAAGAAUGGCAAAGGCCGUUUCAAGCGCAUGUUAAUCAACCCUGGCGGAGGAUCCCCGCCUUCCGCCACCUAUGAAGAACGGACCAUCUUGCAUGGAAUUACCGGCAUGGUUUCCCCGGGUGAAAUCCUCGCAAUCUUGGGUCCCUCCGGCAGUGGAAAGUCAACCCUCCUCAGUGCUCUCGCCGGCAGACUCCAAGCCGCCGGUCACGGAUUCACCGGGACUAUCCUAUGUAACAACAAGAAACGCAGUAAACAAAUAUCAAAACGCAUCGGAUUUGUCACCCAAGAAGAUGUUCUCUACCCCCACCUCACCGUCCGCGAAACCCUAAUAUUCUGCUCUUUGCUCCGGUUGCCCAGAACCUUGUUGAAGAAAGAGAAGAUAUCAGUGGCUGAAUCGGUGAUAUCCGAGUUGGGUCUAAGUAAAUGCGAGAAUACCAUAAUUGGAAACGGCUUCAUUCGCGGGAUAUCCGGGGGGGAAAGAAAGCGAGUGAGUAUAGGUCACGAGAUGCUAAUAAACCCUAGCUUGCUGAUUCUUGACGAACCCACAUCUGGGCUUGACUCGACGGCGGCGCAUCGUCUGGUUUCGACGUUGGAAUCGUUAGCUCAGAAGGGGAAAACCAUAGUGACGUCUAUACACCAACCGUCGAGCCGAGUUUACCAGAUGUUUGACUCGGUACUGGUUCUGAGCGAGGGACGAUGCUUGUAUUUCGGGAAAGGAAAUGAAGCAAUGAGUUACUUGGAGUCGGUGGGGUUGAAACCAUCUUUUCCCAUGAAUCCUGCGGAUUUUCUCCUCGAUCUUGCCAACGGGGUGUGCCAAGUUGAUGGGCUUAGCGAGAGAGAGAAACCAAAGGUUAAGCAAACUCUUGUUGCCUCUUAUAACAACUUAUUAGCCCCUAAAGUAAAAGCUAUUUGUAUGGAUUCAUCUUCUACAAAUUCAAUUCAAUUAAACCAACAUCAUUCUUCAACUCUAGAACAAAGGAGCUCCGAAAACAGAAUCAGUCUCUCUACCUGGUUAAACCAAUUCAGUAUUCUCUUCCGGAGAAGCCUCAACGAACGAAAACACGAGUCCUUCAACACGCUACGAGUCUUCCAGGUCAUUGCUGCAGCAAUCUUGGCCGGAUUAAUGUGGUGGCACUCUGAUUUUCGGGAUAUCCAAGACAGGCUUGGCCUUCUCUAUUUCAUUUCCAUUUUCUGGGGUGUUUUUCCCUCCUUCAAUGCGGUUUUUGCAUUCCCUCAAGAACGUGCCAUCUUCAUGAAAGAGAGAGCUUCUGGCAUGUAUACGCUUUCCUCAUAUUUUAUGGCAAGAAUUGUUGGAGACCUCCCAAUGGAGCUAAUUCUCCCCACUCUGUUUCUCAUUGUCACUUACUGGAUGACCGGGUUGAAAGCUGAAUUGGGUGCUUUUGUUCUCACCCUCUUGGUCCUUCUCGGCUAUGUGCUUGUGUCUCAAGGCCUCGGCCUUGCUUUAGGGGCAGCAAUCAUGGAUGCUAAACAGGCUUCCACCAUUGUUACAGUGACAAUGCUUGCAUUCGUUUUGACUGGAGGAUUUUAUGUGCACAAGGUGCCUUCUUGCAUGAGUUGGAUCAAGUAUGUUUCCACAACUUUUUACACCUACAGGCUAUUUAUCAAUGUACAAUAUGGGGACGUCAAUAGGAUCUCGUAUCUAUUGGGGUGCUAUUCUCGCCACGAAAAUACUGAUAGAGCUGCUAGUUGCAAGUUUAUUGAAGAAGAUAUUAGAGGGCAGAUCAGCCCAAUGACCAGUAUUGGGGUCUUGUUGCUAAUGUUCAUAGGCUAUAGAAUACUGGCUUACCUUGCGCUGAGACGCAUCAAAGGUUAAAGAAGAAUCUAACUAUCAUGAUGAGGUAGUUAACUGGUCCUUAGGUUUCUAUGUAGUUCCACGUCCACUGUUUCUGCAAUUGUAAGUUUCUCACAAGAAAAUGAUGAAGAAAGGAAUAUGAAUUACCUUUUGGUUAUUUA
Messenger RNA from Carica papaya (papaya), 2239 nucleotides. RefSeq names its product ABC transporter G family member 25. Gene Ontology annotation, cellular component: plasma membrane. Gene Ontology annotation, molecular function: ATP hydrolysis activity; ATP binding; ABC-type transporter activity. Gene Ontology annotation, biological process: transmembrane transport. NCBI's taxonomy places the organism in Eukaryota, Viridiplantae, Streptophyta, Magnoliopsida, Brassicales, Caricaceae. The record is from RefSeq and is a predicted model, not a curated record.